UCUCCUCCGAUCCAUUCACCACACAACUUCAGCCGGCUGAACACACUCGCUUGCUCGCUCGGCUCCAGUACAUCUUGCUAACCUAAUUCAGAAAACAAGUACUACAGCUCUCUGCCUGUCAUCUUUGCUCAGUGUAGCAUUUUCAGGUGAUCUAGGAAACGGUUAUUUUUAUGAGCAAGUAAGAGAAACAGGAAUCAUGAUGGGGAUGUAUUUAACAGAUCCAGUACUGGAUAAAACUUAAAGCCAGUUUCUAUUCAACAUAGUGAAAAGGUCACCUUGCCUGGCUGAGAAAAGAAGCAAAAUACCAGCUUGUUGGUUCCUAUUUACAUCUCAACUCCGGCUAGCCUCUUUUUCUUGAUGUUCGAAUCAAUUUGGGAUAUCUAGCUGUAAAGAGAGACAUACUGUACUCAUGGUAGAUGACAAGGAAAAGAACAUGAAAUGUCUCACCUUCUUCUUGAUGCUUCCAGAGACGGUAAAGAACAGGUCCAAGAAAAGCUCAAAGAAAGCAAACAGCAGCAGCAGCAGCAGUAGCAGCAGCAGCAGCAGCAGCGCUGGCAGCAGCAACAGCAAGUUGCCCCCAGUUUGUUAUGAAAUAAUUACCUUGAAGACUAAAAAGAAGAAGAAGAUGGCUGCUGAUAUAUUCCCUCGCAAAAAACCAGCCAAUUCCAGCAGCACCACUGUCCAGCAGUACCACCAGCAGAAUCUCAGUAACAACAACCUCAUCCCCGCCCCAAAUUGGCAGGGUCUUUAUCCUACCAUUAGAGAAAGAAAUGCGGUGAUGUUCAAUAAUGAUUUGAUGGCAGAUGUACAUUUUGUGGUUGGGCCACCAGGUGGGACUCAGCGGUUACCAGGACACAAAUAUGUCUUAGCUGUUGGGAGCUCUGUAUUCCAUGCAAUGUUUUACGGAGAACUUGCUGAGGACAAAGAUGAAAUCCGUAUACCAGAUGUCGAACCUGCUGCUUUUCUCGCUAUGCUGAAAUACAUCUAUUGUGAUGAGAUCGACCUGGCUGCUGACACAGUGCUUGCCACACUGUAUGCUGCCAAAAAAUACAUCGUCCCUCACCUGGCCAGAGCCUGCGUCAAUUUCCUAGAGACCAGCCUGAGUGCCAAGAACGCCUGUGUGCUCCUCUCCCAGAGCUGCCUGUUUGAGGAGCCAGACCUGACACAGCGCUGCUGGGAGGUGAUCGACGCACAGGCUGAGUUAGCGCUCAAAUCUGAGGGAUUCUGCGACAUUGACUUCCAGACAUUAGAAAGUAUCCUUCGCAGGGAAACUCUGAAUGCCAAAGAAAUUGUGGUUUUUGAAGCCGCUCUCAACUGGGCUGAAGUUGAAUGCCAGCGACAAGAUCUGGCGCUAAGCAUUGAAAACAAGCGCAAGGUCCUAGGGAAGGCACUUUACUUGAUCCGCAUACCCACCAUGGCCCUCGAUGACUUUGCAAAUGGUGCUGCACAGUCCGGAGUAUUAACUCUCAAUGAGACCAAUGACAUUUUCCUCUGGUACACUGCGGCGAAAAAGCCCGAGCUGCAGUUUGUGAGUAAGGCCCGCAAGGGCCUUGUCCCCCAGCGCUGUCACCGCUUCCAGUCAUGUGCCUAUCGGAGCAACCAGUGGCGCUACCGGGGUCGCUGUGACAGCAUCCAGUUUGCAGUGGACAAAAGAGUGUUCAUUGCAGGCUUCGGGCUGUAUGGUUCCAGCUGUGGCUCUGCAGAGUAUAGUGCCAAGAUAGAACUCAAGAGGCAGGGCGUUGUUCUGGGGCAGAACUUGAGCAAGUACUUCUCAGAUGGAUCCAGCAAUACCUUCCCUGUGUGGUUUGAGUACCCAGUGCAGAUUGAGCCCGACACCUUCUACACAGCCAGUGUGAUACUGGAUGGCAAUGAACUCAGCUAUUUCGGACAAGAAGGCAUGACGGAAGUUCAGUGUGGCAAAGUGACUGUUCAGUUUCAGUGCUCCUCAGAUAGCACCAAUGGCACUGGGGUACAGGGAGGGCAGAUCCCUGAACUUAUCUUCUAUGCUUGAACUUCACUACCUGAGCUCGAGCAGUGGGAGCUUGAGGUGCGCAUCUGUGCCCUCCUUGCUUGAUGCUUUAGCUCAGCUGCAGAUGGGUGAUCAGUGCAGGUCAUUUGUCAUGAUGAAGCAGUAGGCAGUUCCUAAUUUCUUUCAACCUUUUAAUUAUGUACAGGCUAAAUUGCAGCAUUCUGCUUUUAACGGUGUGCUUAGAGGAGCCACAUUCUUACUAAGGCUUUGUGACUUUUAGAGUUGUGUGUGUGUACCUGGAAGGCUGUGUUCUUCCAUGCGUCUCGCUGGCCAUCCAGUUUUGUCCCUCUGAAGAAAAUUUUGAAUCACCUCAAAUUUUUAAGGGUUUUAUUUGAUGAGUAGACAUAGUCUAAAACAAUAUUAUUACUGUCUAAAAGUAAUAUUACUUUUAAAUAGGCCCUCUUCAUUUUCAAAAAGAGAAAUAAACCUCAGUGUACAAUUUUGGGGAGUUUUGCUUUGUAAUCAGUCAUAAUUUAAAAAGAAGAUGGUGGUAUUACUUGUCUACUCCUUUAAAAUUGGUUGCUCUGGGCUCUGAUUUUUUUUUUAAUCUCAAUUCGUGCGGUUGUUACAUAUUACACAAUUCAAAAUGUUAAUGUAAAACAGGAAAAUAAGCAAUUGGGUAUUUGUUCAGCUCAUGACUUCUGCUCCAAAGCAGAUUUAUAUUCUUAAAGUCUAGAAGUUAAGGUACUAUAAUAUAAAGACUUCUUUUAGAAGUAACAAAAAUUGUAAGGGAAAAAUAUUGUCAGCAGAAAGAAGUUGCAAGCUUAGUAAUUUACACUGAAAUCAGAUUUACAAAAGAGCCCUGAAAAAGGUUUGUACUGCAGAUGGUUUACUUGAUGAUAGAUACAUCGGGAUAUACAGUUUGAAAAGACAAACUUUUCUUGCCUUUGGACUCCCACUUUUUUUUUUAAGUCGUUAUUGUACAGAGUUCCUGUUCCCUUUACCCUUAAUAAAAAAGGACCAAACAUUCUUUAGAGGAAUGGAGUAACAAUUAGUUUUAGUUUUAUAGCAUUACAUGUUAAUGUGGUAAGCUGUCUUUUUUAUUUUAUACAUGUGAAAUAUUCUUUAUUUGAUGUUUGACCAUAUACUAUCUGAUUGGUUGAUUAUGAUUCUGUGCUGUUCCUGGACUGCUAGAAUCUGGCCUCUGGCCAUCUUAAAGUGCCAAUAGAUGCCUGCAGGGUUUUUUGAAAAAUGAUUUGGAGUGACACACUUGAUUAUACCUAAUAUUCACCACAUCAGCAUCACAUCCAGCAUUCUUAAUUUGUCCAUGGGUAAUGUAAAAACAAUGAAGGGAAAAGCUCAUUUAAA
Molecule: messenger RNA, 3337 nt
Organism: Dipodomys ordii (Ord's kangaroo rat)
Lineage: Eukaryota; Metazoa; Chordata; Mammalia; Rodentia; Heteromyidae
Gene: Btbd3
Product: BTB (POZ) domain containing 3
Exons: 4
Coding region: 410-2011 (533 amino acids)
Biological process (GO): neurogenesis; dendrite morphogenesis; cerebral cortex development
Cellular component (GO): cytosol
Molecular function (GO): protein binding
Source: RefSeq, a predicted model, not a curated record